Silurus meridionalis is the source of this 7990-nucleotide messenger RNA. It is a transcript of the gene stag2b, whose product is annotated as stromal antigen 2b. Gene Ontology annotation, cellular component: chromatin; nucleus; cohesin complex. Gene Ontology annotation, molecular function: chromatin binding. NCBI's taxonomy places the organism in Eukaryota, Metazoa, Chordata, Actinopteri, Siluriformes, Siluridae. Gene Ontology annotation, biological process: sister chromatid cohesion. The transcript has 33 exons. The record is from RefSeq and is a predicted model, not a curated record. The coding region runs from base 1943 to 5806 and encodes 1287 amino acids.
ACUGUGUAUAUUUCUGGAAAAGAGUUUGUGUGCAGGGUGAUUGUCAUGUGGUGAGUUCUUACUGUUCUUUGGAUAAAUGUGCAGUUGUGUGCAGUAAUACACCCAGUUUGGAUGCUGACGUAAAUAUUGCUAAGGAUCAUAAAGUCCAAUCUGAUUUCUUGAGGCAGACAAUUGUAUUAGGAUAAUAAGACAAGUGCACAUCUUGACAAGUUUCCAGAACUAGUAAGAUGUGACCACUAUAUCCAGCAGAUUACAUUUCCCCUAAAUCUCAAAUGUACCACUCUGUAGUUCCUUCAGUAAAUUCAGAAAUUUGAAUACCAUCCAAGUACCAACUCUAAGGUAAACAUGUCAGUUUGCACACAAGGCCUUGCUCCCAAUGGCAUUAAAAAACGUUUGAGAUAAUGCAUAAUGUAGAGCCCUAUACAAUACAGAAUGGAGUAGAGUUGCAAAUUGUGCAAAUUGUGCAUUGUCUUGAGUUUAAAAAAGUACUUCUGUUUUACAUUGUGCACAUUUUAAUGUAUUUUAAUUGUGCUCUUUUAAAAACCUGUUACGACACAAAAUAUUACAGAAACUUGGUGCAACUGAGCAACUGUGUAUUCUGUGUAGUCAAGUUAAUUUAUUUCUAAACUGCAGAAUUCCUAGUAAACACAAUGUUUUAAUAUGCUAGCAUUUUCUAAGUUUAGUUAAUUCGGGGAAACAUUUCAUCAACUUCUGGAAAUGUUAUACUAUUUUAAUGAACAAACACUAUACUUGAUACAAUAUCAAGUAUGUGUUGAUCUGAUUUAUUUUAUGAAACUGGUGCCAGAAGGUUAUUUUCUACUUAUGGCCAAAAUACACUUUUGGCUGACAAAAGCUCACACAUAUGGCUCCAUCGGCUGACCCACAUCUGGCAGCUGAAUAUUUGGUAUAAAAUUCAAAUAGCAUGCAGACACAUAUAACACCCGAUCAAAGCAGUUUCUCCUACACCAACAUUUUUAGGUAAAUAGCAUAGGUGUUGAAGUAAAACCAUACUUGGUUGGGUGGGGGUUGGGAUAAGGCUUCUGUGACCAGGAAGAGGAGAAAACACAUCUGUAAAAUCCCUUUUCAACCUGGCAACUUGUGCUCCCUGUGAAGGUGAACCAUUUACAUUUAGAAAUGUAUGGCAUUUGGCAGACGCCCUUAUCUAGAGCGAUUUACAAAGUUCUUUGAAGAGGUCUCCAUCAAUAAACACAUUUGAAAGGUGAGAGGUGGUCUCCACAUGUGAAUGGGCUGCACUUUUAGGUGUAACUAUACAUCCAGCUUCUUCCUCUGGAACCAUUCUCCACGUUUUUAAGAGGUGGUAUAUUGGAAAGGUAUUACUUUUAUGUGUUGGUCUGAAUCUACUCUGGUAUGGUUUUGAGGUCCUGAUACUUGAGGGCCUUUGUGAGCUUGAACUGACAGAUAGGAGAGAGACUUUGGCCUUACAAAUAUAUUAUCCUAAAAAUACACUUCCUUCUCUACCAAAGUGAAAAGUUAAGAGUUAAUUCGUCAUUUUGGCCUUUGCCCCGGUCAUAUAAAAUUUUCAGUAUAGUGUAAUAAUGGCUUUUGACCACUAGAUGUCAGCUCCUGUCUAUAGUGACGGGUCGUGACCAAUGUGACCAGCAGGUGGCAGCUUUGCGCCGUUUUCUCCAGCUUGAUCGUCGAAACAACAAAUCGAGCGGUGCGAGCGGGUUGAGUGUGUGCGUGCGCGAGUGUGUGUGUGUCUGAAAAAGACAGCCUCUGACCGCCACUUUCAAAACUAACAUCCAUGAAUCUGUCUCGGCUUUUCGUUGCAAACAACUAGCGCCAGUCGAUAGGGACGCGGAGCCGCAUGAGUGCUGGAUGUGAGCCUGGUGGGAGGUCAUAUGAGACAAAGGUACCUGCAUUUGCUGCUUGGGUUGAUGGAAGAUUAACAAGUUAAUGUGGUCCAGAAGAUGUUAAAGAAAUGAUAGCAGCACCAGAAUUACAAGCCGAGUUUCAUUAUCCCCAGGACACAGACACACGAUUCUCAUCAGAUACUGAUUUUGAUGAUUCUGAUGGGAGAAAUGCAGUUCAAGGGAAAGGAAAGGUGAAAAAGGGUAAGAAGGCCCCUGGAGAGAAGGGGAAAGGAGGUGGAAAGGGUGCUGGUCGCUUAAAUGGACACCAUCAAGAGAAUGGCAUGGAGAAUAUCAUGCUGUUUGAAGUGGUCAAGCUGGGAAAGAGUGCCAUGCAGUCUGUGGUGGAUGACUGGAUUGAGUCCUACAAACAGGACAGAGACAUGGCUCUCCUUGACUUGAUCAACUUUUUUAUCCAGUGUUCUGGCUGUAAAGGCGUUGUGAGUGGUGAGAUGUUUCGGCACAUGCAGAACUCCGAGAUCAUCAGAAAGAUGACCGAAGAAUUUGACGAGGACAGUGGAGACUACCCACUCACCAUGGCUGGGCCACAGUGGAAAAAGUUCAAGUCCAGUUUUUGCGAGUUCAUUUCUGUAUUGGUCCGACAGUGUCAGUACAGCAUCAUCUAUGAUGAGUAUAUGAUGGACACAGUCAUCUCUCUGCUCACCGGUCUGUCAGACUCCCAAGUGCGCGCCUUUAGACACACCAGCACACUAGCAGCCAUGAAGCUGAUGACUGCUCUGGUAAACGUAGCUCUGAAUCUCAGCAUUAACAUGGACAACACCCAACGCCAGUAUGAAGCAGAGCGAAACAAGAUGAUCGGCAAGCGGGCCAGUGACCGGUUGGAGCUGCUUUUACAGAAACGCAAGGAGCUACAAGAAAACCAGGAUGAAAUAGAAAAUAUGAUGAACGCUAUUUUCAAGGGCGUCUUCGUGCACAGAUAUCGGGACGCAAUAGCGGAGAUCCGAGCAAUCUGCAUUGAGGAAAUAGGGGUGUGGAUGAAAAUGUACAGUGAUGCAUUUCUUAAUGACAGCUACCUGAAAUAUGUAGGAUGGACCAUGCAUGACAAGCAAGGCGAAGUGCGGCUAAAAUGCCUCACAGCUCUACAGGGCCUCUACUACAACCGAGAGCUCAACGCCAAGUUGGAGCUCUUUACCAGCCGCUUCAAGGACCGUAUUGUUUCCAUGACACUGGACAAAGAGUAUGAUGUCGCUGUGCAAGCAAUAAAACUACUAACACUCGUUUUACAUAGCAGUGAUGAGGUUUUGACAGCUGAGGACUGUGAGAGCGUCUACCACCUGGUGUACUCAGCCCACCGGCCAGUUGCUGUGGCUGCUGGAGAGUUCCUUUUUAAGAAAUUGUUCAGCCAUCAAAACAUAGAGCAUGACAGCAUGCCUAAGAGGAGAGGAAGACAGAGUCUGAAUGCCAAUCUCAUGAAAACUACUGUUUUCUUCUUCCUUGAGAGCGAGCUUCAUGAGCAUGCUGCAUAUCUGGUGGACAGCAUGUGGGACUGUGCCUCCGACCUGCUAAAGGACUGGGAGUGCAUGAUCAGCCUGCUACUAGAUGAGCCCCUGCCUGGCGAGGAAGCUCUGACGGACAGACAGGAGACUGCCCUGAUUGAGAUCAUGUUGUGUACCAUCCGCCAAGCUGCAGAAUGCCAUCCUCCUGUGGGCAGAGGCACUGGCAAAAGAGUUUUGACAGCAAAAGAGAAGAAAACACAGCUCGAUGACCGGACACGGAUGACUGAGCUUUUUUCAGUGGCAAUGCCACCUUUACUUGCAAAGUAUUCAAUUGAUGCUGAGAAGGUGACAAAUCUUCUGCAGUUACCACAGUUCUUUGAUUUAGAGAUUUAUACAACUGGCCGGUUGGAGAAGCAUCUGGAAUCACUGCUGAGACAAAUCAGGGAGAUUGUGGAGAAGCACACUGACACUGAUGUGUUGGAGGCCUGCUCGAAGACCUACCAUUCCCUCUGCAAUGAGGAGUUCACAAUCUUCAACAGGGUAGACAUUGCCCGCAGCCAGCUCUUGGAUGAACUGGUGGACAAGUUCAAUAAGCUGUUAGAGGACUUUCUUCAGGAGGGUGAAGACCCAGAUGAAGAUGAUGCUUAUCAGGUCCUAUCCACACUGAAGAGGAUCACUGCUUUUCACAAUGCUCAUGAUCUAUCGAAAUGGGAUCUGUUUACCAGCAACUAUAAGUUACUCAAUACGGGCAUUGAGAAUGGGGACAUGCCUGAGCAGAUCGUCAUACAUGCACUGCAGUGUACACACUAUGUGAUUCUUUGGCACUUGGCCAAGGUCUCUGAGGGCAGCUGCAAAAAAGAGGAUAUGGUGACUUUAAGGAAGCAAAUGCGAGCGUUCUGCCUGAUGUGUCAGCGAUAUUUGGCCAGUGUCAACACCACUGUGAAAGAGCAGGCCUUCACCAUCUUGUGUGACCUGCUGUUGAUCUUCAGUCACCAGAUCAUAUCUGGAGGGAGGGAGGUAUUAGAGCCUCUCAUUUACUCACCAGAUGCUUCACUGCAGUCUGAACUGCUCAGCUUCAUUCUAGACCAUGUCUUCAUUGACCAGGAUGAGGAUAGCAACAGCACAGAUGGGCAGCAGGACGAUGAAGCAGGCAAAAUCGAAGCUUUACACAAGCGACGCAACCUUCUUGCAGCUUACUGCAAGCUCAUCAUCUACAAUGUGGUGGAGAUGAAGACUGGUGCAGACAUAUUUAAGCAGUACAUGAGGUAUUAUAAUGACUAUGGCGACAUCAUCAAAGAAACCAUGAGCAAAACUAGACAGAUUGAUAAGAUCCAGUGUGCAAAGACUCUUAUUCUGAGUUUGCAGCAGUUGUUCAAUGAGAUGCUGUCGGAUCUGGGUCCAGGAUUUGACCGCUCGUCUUCAUCUUUUUGUGGCAUCAAAGAGCUGGCCCGCCGCUUCUCUCUCACUUUUGGUCUGGAUCAACUAAAGACUAGAGAAGCCAUCGCCAUGUUACACAAGGAUGGUAUUGAGUUUGCCUUCAAGGAGCCCAAUCCUCAAGGAGAUGGAUAUCCCCCCGUAAACCUGGCUUUCUUGGACAUCCUCAGUGAAUUUUCAUCCAAGCUCAUGAGACAGGACAAACGCACUGUGCACAUGUAUCUGGAGCGCUUUAUGACGUUUCAGAUGGCAUUGCAAAGGGAGGACUGCUGGCUCCCACUCAUCUCUUACAGGAACUCUCUGCAGGCUGGUGGUGAUGAUGAUACCAUGUCUGUGGUGAGCGGUAUCAGCAGCCGUGGUUCUACUAUCCGCAGCAAGAAAGUUAAGCCUGUUACAGGCAAAAGGAAACUCUCUGAAGCAGAGGAGAGCAGCAGCAGCGAGGUGUGGCUGAACCGAGAGCAGAGCAUGCAGACGCCGGUCAUGAUGCCUUCUCCGCAUCUCACCUCUACAGUCAUGCGUGAGCCCAAACGCCUGCGGCCUGAGGACAGCUACAUGGGGGUGUAUACGAUGCCACCUGAGCAGCAGCAGCAGCAGCAACAGCAGCAGCAGCAACAUCCACAGCACCACACACACCCACACACACCCCAGCCUCAUCACCACCAGAACCCCAUGGACUACAACACGCAGGUCACUUGGAUGUUGGCCCAGAGGCAGCAGCAGGAAGAAGCUGCCAGGCAGCAGCACGAGAGAGCAAUGAACUACGCCAAACUGAGGAGCAACUUGCAGCAUGCAAUACGUCGAGGCUCGGGCCUGAUGGAAGAUGAUGAGGAGCCAAUUGUCGAGGAUGUAAUGAUGUCAUCAGAAAGUCGAAUUGAGGAUCUCAAUGAAGGCAUGGACUUCGACACAAUGGAUAUUGAUCUGCCCGCCUCUAAGAAUCGACGAGAGAGAACAGAGUUGAAGCCAGACUUUUUUGACCCAGCUUCUAUCAUGGACGAGUCUGUAAGGACCACUCAUUUCCUGGGUUACGACGCCUUUCAGCGGUAAUGAGGGGGAACUAAGCUCCACUGUUGCUCCACUGUAUGGCCAUGAGAGAGCACCACUAGAUGGCACUAAUAGGAGUGAUUUCUAAUAGACAGCUCAGUUCAAUGGUUUCACUCCAUGAUGUGGAGAAUAAACAGCCUCAGUCUAAGAAAUGUUAACUACAGUUCAAGAGAAUCGAUGGCCAUUUAUUUGGUAACACUGAACUCACACUGAAUUUAAACAUUUUCUUUUGUAGGUUGUUGGAGUACUCAUGUUUUAGGAUUAAAAAAAAAAAAUGAAGAAAAUCUUUUUUGGAAAAAAAAAUUUCUGUAAUAUUAAAUUGAUUUUGUAAAAAAAAAAAAAUAUACACACGAUCAGUGUAGUAACUGGUUAAACAAAAACAUCUAUUCUUGUUCACUAGAGACUUCAAAGAUGAUAUAGUGGCUUAGUUAUUAAGUAAGCGUUCCCUCUUAUUGCAAAAAUGUUGGGAGGGGAGGAGGACGAUUGAACGCCAUGAAUUGUUGGACUGUUCUUUGCCAUGUAUAAAUAUAUAAAAUAUAUUUCAAAGUUGAACGUCAUCUUGUGUGAAGAAGUGUAUGUGAGCUCUCCUAGAGUUGUGGUAUUUCUUGAAACAAGGGUGAAUGCUUCUAUUAUUUUAUUUUUUCCCUUCCCCCGCCCCCCUUUUUUUUUUUUUUUUAACUUAAAGAUAACUAUGUUAUGUAUAGCCCUUUUGUAAUAGUGAGUAAUCAGGUGUAAAGUAGUAAUUUAUAAGCAGGUUAUUGCUCAUCAUAGUGAGUGAUGUGAUAUAUUUUAAUCUUCUUAACUAUGUAAAAUGGAGGACAUGCUCCAGCUCUUUAUAUCUAGUGCUUAGUUUUGUUCACCUCCCUUUCAGAACAAUAGACAAAUGCAGCUUCUAGUGUCAAUAACGGUGUAAAGUCAGAAAUAUGAAACCGAGUUCUGAUGUUUUUACAUGAAUCAACUCCCCAAAUAUUAGAUCUACACCCUUGAAAAGGGUGAAAUCAAGGAAUCAAAAGGAAAGCUCUCUAGUAGUGCCAUUGUGUUUGUCUCAAAUUAAAACAAAGUUUAUUGUAGUACAUCUGCUAUGUUGUCUAAUCAUUGACAUUCAGCUGAACAGUGAUGUAGACAUGUACUUAACAAAAAGUUUAAUAAUUUUAAAAAGUAUCAAUUGGUGCUGAUUUUAUAAUUGCAUUUAGGACUUAUUUUACUUUUAAGCUCCAAUUUUAAGUUUAAAAGGAAAUAAGAAUAUUUUAAAGCAUGUAGCCAAGCACCAAGGAGGUUUUUUUUUUUGUUUUGUUUUUUUAUUAUUAUUUGCAUUUUAUAUGGUGUUUGUGUUUGUUUGCUUUUUGUCAAAUGUACAUUUUGGUUGGUUGAGCUUCCCAUUCAGACUUACUACAUUCAGCUUUAAGUUUGUUAGUUUAUUAUGUUUUUUUUUUGUUUUGUUUUUCCUUCAGUGUAACACCUUGUCAUACUUCAUUCAAAUGUAUUUCAUGUUGCUUUUGGGCAGCUCUAUAAAGUUAAAUGAACACAUCUAGCUUAUACUGACGCAUUUGUAUAUCGAAAUAUGUUUUGUCAGAGGUAUACCUUUUUAAUCAUUCCAUGUCUUGGCCUUAAACAUGCCUGUAAAAAGUUCUCAACUUUUCAAUAUUGUUACUUUUUUUUUGUGUGUGUGCGUGUGCAGAUUUCUAAUUAUUUAAAAACAGUGAUCACCAAGCCUGGCCUUGGAGAUCUACCUUCUGCAGUAAGCAGUUACAAACCUAAACCAACACACCAGCGCCAAAUAAAUCAAUCUACCUUAUUAGCCUGUUUGAUUAGGGCUGGAACACAAUUCUGUAGAAGGGUAGAUAUCUCAGACAGGGGUGAUUUAUAGAAGCCAUGUUCCAAAAUAGCAUGUGUUAGAAAGCAUAACACACCUGAACGAACGAAUGAAUGAAAACUGGCACUCGUUUGUCACUCACCACUACAUUGGCAAAACUGCUGAAUAGAUUGUGUAAAUAUACGUGCAUUUUAACAAAAACAUAAUUUUCUAGUGUUUUUUUUCCCCUGUUAAUGUUUAUAAGCUUAUGAUAUUUUCCCUGUUCAAAGAUUUAUGCUUAUACAUAAUUGUUUCCCUGUCCUGUCCACCUACUGUACUGUUUCUGAUUUCUAUUUAUCUGGAGACAGUUUUUGAAUAAAAGUAAACAAAUCUUA